Messenger RNA from Leptidea sinapis, 1194 nucleotides. RefSeq lists its product as uncharacterized. The transcript is spliced from 3 exons. The coding region runs from base 48 to 869 and encodes 273 amino acids. Lineage: Eukaryota; Metazoa; Arthropoda; Insecta; Lepidoptera; Pieridae. The record is from RefSeq and is a predicted model, not a curated record.
CACCAGUUUAGAAGAAAGUGUGUGUUUGCGCAAUAUUAGCCCAGAAGAUGGGUACAGUGUGGAUUUUUCUACUCUGCCUGGUGUCUGCGAUAAAUGGAAGUGCAGUUACUAAGCCUUCUGGUGUUGCACAGUUUUGGAUGGAUGACAUGAAAGUGCUUGAUCAACUGUAUGGAAGAACAUCAGACAAAGAAAUAUAUGGAGAAACGCUACCUUUAAACUUUAAUUAUGGCAUCGAUCUCUCUAAAAACCUCAAGGCUGCAGCUUCUCACAAGAAAGAACGAAUAGUUACUGACAGCAAUGAAGAAAUCGAAUCUGAUGAAACAUAUCCCUCAUAUUCAAAUGGCAAUCGUUAUGCCAACCAGUUUAUUAAACUUAAAAAUGAUAAAGCAAAGAAAACUCGACUACAUUUCUUAGGUUUACAAAACUUCAAGCCUAUCAGCCAAGCUAGUGAUCCGGAAACGUAUAGUUAUCUGAAGCAUUUAGAAGAGUCAGAUCAACAAAAUCUUGAUUCUGUUGAAAGUCAGACUGGAUUCAAGCCCUACGCUGGAAAUUUAGAAGAAGAAGAAGCAUAUAAAAGCAUUCAAGAUAUUUUAGAAGCACACGAAGCCAACAAAGGACGAAAGAAGGAGAAAUUAAAAGAUUAUUCAGAUAAAUAUAUAAGAUACGGAACAGCUAAAGAGGAUGAUGACGAUAGCGGCAAAUAUUAUCGGUAUGCCGCUAAAGCUCCUACCAAGAAUGUUAAAUACCUUAAUAACAAUAGAAUUAAUUCAAGAUGUCGUUCGGGAAGAUGUAGGAAGAGGUAUAACGGUGCACAUAGAAUAAGUACGAGACCUUACAUUCGUAAAAUAAAACAUUACAGAUAUUCAUAAUGAACAAAGUAAAUGUUAUCCUACGCUUCCCACAAACAAUGGAUUGCAAAUUUUGUUACUGAUAGAUAUAACGUUUGUUACCAUUGAAUUGUUGUUUAUUUAAAUAGAUAUGAUGUAAUGUAGUAUGUAUGAUAGGCCUAGAGUAAGACUUAGACAAGGUUUAAGAGAUAAUUGUAAUAUUUUGCUUCCAAUUGUUAUUGAAAAGUGAGUGUUUUUCUUUUGUAAAGCUAAAAUUCAAUUGAAAAUCAAGACAGUACAUUGUCUGCAUAGUAAGAAGUUCAAAGUAAUCAAUGGGUGCAAUAAACUUAGCCAUAAGAUUAAUUAG